Molecule: messenger RNA, 526 nt
Organism: Varroa destructor (honeybee mite)
Lineage: Eukaryota; Metazoa; Arthropoda; Arachnida; Mesostigmata; Varroidae
Biological process (GO): intracellular iron ion homeostasis; protein maturation
Cellular component (GO): nucleus; cytosol
Molecular function (GO): 2 iron, 2 sulfur cluster binding
Source: RefSeq, a predicted model, not a curated record
UAAUCUGUACUUCUAAUGCAGCCGCCUCGUAUAUGGCUUGAAUCCGCGCUGUUUGUUUUUCCCUUGCCGGGAGGAGCGGCGACUACAAUGAACACGACUGUCCGGCAUCUGUUUCAACAGUUAACAUUCUCAUUCGUCCAAACGUCCCGUAGAAAUCCGCUUCAAACAGUUUUUGCACCACCUCACCGCAACAUAGGUACAAUGGGGGUGCCCGCGGCUCAUAUCGAAGCCAAGCUUAAGGAGAAACUGGAGUGCACCCACGUGGAGCUCACUGAUCUGAGCGAUGGAUGUGGGCAAAAGUUCGCCGCUGUCAUUGUGUCUCCGAAAUUUGUCGGUAAGAACCUGUUAGCGCAGCAACGACUCGUUAACUCUGUGCUCGCUGAUGAACUCCAGCAAAUUCAUGCAUUUACCCAAAAAACGUUUACGCCAGAGGCAUGGCAGAAAGCUACUGGUAAAUAAAUUAGGAACUCGGAACAUCAAAGCAGUUUUAUAUAAUGAAUAAACGCCCGGAUUAUGUACGUGGUUA